Messenger RNA from Xenia sp. Carnegie-2017, 1233 nucleotides. RefSeq names its product migration and invasion-inhibitory protein-like. Bases 3 to 1049 code for a protein of 348 amino acids. The record is from RefSeq and is a predicted model, not a curated record. Lineage: Eukaryota; Metazoa; Cnidaria; Anthozoa; Malacalcyonacea; Xeniidae. The transcript is spliced from 5 exons. Gene Ontology annotation, biological process: negative regulation of cell migration; negative regulation of G2/M transition of mitotic cell cycle.
AAAUGGUCACGUGUUGCAGAUGGCCUAUUCAAAAAAUGGCGGAAGAGAAAGCAUUACGCGAGAAGAAUUUAAUUUUACUUUCGAGACUAAAUGUCGCUCAAAAAGCUAUUUGGAGAGAUUUAUGUUCCAUCAAAACAAACUCAGAACUAUCCAGCAAAAAUUUAAACUCGGAAAAAUCUACUUUGAAAAGUUACGGGCUCGAAAAAUUGCGCGUCAAAUCUCAAACAAGAAAAACUGCGAUGUCAAAACUAUCAAGUGCGAUUGAACCAAGGAAGAAAAAUGAAAAUAGUUGUGUAAAGUUUCAAAUGACAAGCUUGGCUAACAAAAAGGAAAACAAAACACCACUGUGUGAAAGCAACGCCCGUAAUUCAAUCUUAAAGACACCGUCUUCGCAACAUAUAAAACAUAUUAAACAAAUAUCAUUAAAGGAAAUUGAUGUGCCUAAACCUCGACACAUAACAUUCUCUUCUGAUACUUUAUUCAACAAGCCAGACCAAUCCAUGCUUGGUUAUGAUUGGAUAGCUGGUAUGCUUGACAAUGAUUCACAUGUAUGUGAGAAGAACGAUAGUUUCUUCAAAGAUCUGAAAGAGUUUCGCCAAGUCAACCAUGCUGAGUGCACAGGGACUUCCUUUUUAUUAACCCAAGAAAAAUCACCUCAACAAAUGAUGACUAAAACAAAAUCAGCCAUAAAAGAAAACUUUGAUUCUAAAUGCUCAAAUACCUAUAUUCUGGAUGAGCGUCUGUUUGCAGUUCCAAUACAUGGCUCCGGCACUAACUGCUCAACCUGUAAAACGAGCAAGUCUCCUGCUGCAUAUGUGGAUCAAGAAAGUUAUGUGAGGAUAAGUGUACCUAGAUCAACACUUCAAUCUCCUCAUCGAGUUAAACCUCAUCGCAGAAAGAGUUUUGAUCCCACUGACUCAGUGGCUUUAUCAAGGCAUUGUCUUCUUGGAUGGCAGUCAUCAAAGCCUGUGAUUCUGCCAACACAGUCUACCAUGGAUCUUAGAGCUCAUUCAGGAAUUUCAAAUACGGUAGGAUCUCAGAUGUUAUAAUUCAAUCUUAUAUUUACAGUAAAGGGAAUUAUUGAUAGAGAAAUAGAUUUUGGUAUUAUUGAUGAGUUUUGAUGAUAAAAAUCAAAAAAACAUUUGUAUAAAGUUCUUUGCUCAAGUAUGUCGCGCUAGCAUUCAGAUUGAUUUCUCAAAAUUUAAAAAACACAGAUUUUAAAACAGCGCUAAA